AUGUUACAAGGCUCAAAAGCACCUGCCUUGCAAAUGCCACUUAACCAAGCAUCUGGUGGUACUUCACAGAAGCUUCCAACCAAUCUAUAUGCACAGGUUGGUGCGUCUGGCAUUGGGAAUGACGACACUGGCUAUGGUUUUGGAGACGAAUUGAAAAACGACGAUGACGACAUUGUGUCUCCCAACAAGCGACAGAAGGUCACCAAUGUAACGACGGACGAUGGAUCGGAACAUGUUCAAAGUUACUAUACGCUAUCACGAGAUCAGACUGCUGCAAACGAUGAUUCGAAGUCCCGCCUGCGCGCACUUGGGGAUCCGUCCGAACCACAUAAGAAUUAUCCCCUUUUUGAGAAUCGGGACGAACGAGAGAGUAUCGGGAAUCGACUAUCGCAAGUGCAGCCGAGGCAAUGGGCGCCUACUAUAUCUAGUGGGCAGUUUCAAAAUCGAUUGAACACGGAGCAGUUGCCUACUUUAAGAAAUGUACAGCAGAACCUCUCUGGUGUCUCCAGAGCAAAUGGAGAUGGUUCGCGCAAAGACUUCCUGACCAGAAAGCACAAUGAUCGUGCUGAAGGAAAAACACUUCCGCCUAUGGGACAUGAAGAUCUAUUGAGCGUGCAGGAUAAUACGAAUUCGGAGCCCAAGGAAUUGCCACACAUGAAAUCAACUCGAUCUCACAGGGGCCCAGAGUCGAACAUUCAGCUGGAACAAGCAGCCACUCGAACUGGAAACGUUGAGGGUCAGGGUGGCAGUCUCACAACUGUCACACCAAGUACAGAUACCCAGCAAAAGAAACUAAUGGAUAGAAUACGAUUUCUUGAGAAAGAGAACACAAGACUCAAGAACCCCGAGGCACAGACGAACAUCUUGUUGAUAUAUCAUAUCAUGGACAACGGUUCCGAGUCCGAUGACGAUUCAACGCCAUACCUAGAUGCCCGUCAGUGGUCGAUUGGCGGCGGCCAGGUUUUCUUGAGAGCAGAAGCGCCUCUUGCCGAUCUGGAAGGCUACAUACAACGAAUGACCGGAAUUGCUUUCGUGGUCAACAAGUACUACAAAGCUCAUCAACAGGCCCGCGAAAUUGAGCAAUCCGAACGUAACAACACAGCACUUCCAUCGCCUGUGCCGAUCAGAGAAACAAUAUUACUGAAAUCCACCAGAAUGUUGGAAGCCAUGACAGCUUACAUGAAAGAGACGUGCGGCUUCACGCAGCAAUUUCCAGACUUCGACUCCCACAGACCAAUAGUGUUCCCAUAUCUUUUCUGGUUCUGGGACAGGCGGACCAAAGCAUUCAGAAACCUGGGCCCAGAGCAUCAAACAUAUCUGUUCGCACUGACAACUUGGAUCGAAAACAGCUACUGUGAUCUUUAUGAUCGCGUCGAGAAAGAAUUGUCGGAAGAAACCGUCAGUAAUGACCCCAUUCCUUUCCUGUUCAAACCAGAGGAGACAGUUGUCAUUAAAAAGGAGCAGACUUGGGUCGCUGGUGUGGUAACACAUUGCGCCUCACAUAAACGCACGGAACAACAGACUGUCAGUGAGUUCCAGUCUGUAAAAGACGACGACGAUAGUGCUUGGGGUCUGGUAUCACACUUGCAUGACCGCAGCAUGCAGAAGACCGUUGCUAAUCGGUCGGCCCAGAGUUCUUCGAAGAACACAAAGCAACAUGAAGUCUGGAAUGUGAAAUACUGGACUUAUGCAUAUGAUGGUUCCUUCUAUCGAGUUGAGCGGCAUGUUGAUGUCCUAUUGCCAACUGCCGAGAAAAAGGGAGUUAGAGAGCUGGAUGCUUACCCAAUCCGUUACGCGAGCAAGGACAACACCGAAAGAUUCAUGGUUGACUUUGGUACCUACAGAGAACUACACUCUAAAUCGACCUCAUUCAAUGACCAAUAUCCUCUCAUGAACGAUAGCAGCACACGAAGAAUGAGUGCGAGAAUCAUGGAGGCCGAUCAUCCACCACAAGGUGCAGAAUUGUAUGCGUUUCCAGCAAACAUUGUGGGUUAUAACCUACGUAGCAAAAAGUGGAGUACGUAA
Didymosphaeria variabile is the source of this 2025-nucleotide messenger RNA. RefSeq lists its product as uncharacterized. The coding region runs from base 1 to 2025 and encodes 674 amino acids. NCBI's taxonomy places the organism in Eukaryota, Fungi, Ascomycota, Dothideomycetes, Pleosporales, Didymosphaeriaceae. The record is from RefSeq and is a predicted model, not a curated record. The transcript has 2 exons.